Argentina anserina (silverweed cinquefoil) is the source of this 993-nucleotide messenger RNA. Its product is annotated as putative germin-like protein 2-1. Bases 119 to 766 code for a protein of 215 amino acids. The transcript is spliced from 2 exons. The record is from RefSeq and is a predicted model, not a curated record. NCBI's taxonomy places the organism in Eukaryota, Viridiplantae, Streptophyta, Magnoliopsida, Rosales, Rosaceae. Gene Ontology annotation, cellular component: cell wall. Gene Ontology annotation, molecular function: manganese ion binding.
UUUCCACCAGAAAAAAAACUUCAUCCUUCACUAAUAACAGGAAUUUAGAACAUCGCUUCUGGCUGCUUACCCGGUUUAGUACUUGAAACGACUACUUCCUUAAGAGAAUUAUCUUCCAAUGGCAUCUUCUACGUUUCUGGUUUUGGCGUUCCUUGCCAUAACCUUAUCCCUUGCUUUUGCUGACCCUAGUUCCCUUCAGGAUUUCUGUGUGGCUGAUCUGAAAAGCUCAGUACCAGUGAAUGGACAUGUGUGCAAAGACCCCAAGCUUGUUGUCGCCGAUGACUUCUUCUUCAGCGGACUUCACCUAGCCGGCAACACAUCAAACCCUGCUGGUUCAAAGGUGACCCCUGCUAAUGUAGCCCAAAUUCCAGGACUAAAUACUUUUGGUAUCUCCCUUGUUCGUAUCGACUAUGCACCAUGGGGAAUCAAUGCUCCCCACACACAUCCUAGAGCUACCGAAAUCCUAACAGUCCUUGAAGGGACCCUCCAAGUGGGAUUUGUCACUUCCAAUCCCGAAAAUAGACUUAUCACAAAGGUGCUUCAGAAGGGUGAUGUGUUUGUGUUCCCAGUUGGACUUGUGCAUUUUCAGCACAACGUUGGAAAAGUUAAUGCAGUCGCCAUUGCCGCUCUCAGCAGCCAAAAUCCAGGUGCUAUUACCCUUGCAAACGCAGUGUUCGGAUCAAAGCCGGCUAUCUCUGCUGAUAUUCUUGCAAAGGCUUUCCAAGUGGAUAAGGACACAAUCUAUGAUUUCCAGUCCAAGUUCUAGAUUCCAGUAUGGUUUAUUUAGUGUGAUUAAUGUGUUUUAAAAUCUGCUAAUGUUCAUUCAUCAGUGAAAUUCAUAAUUUGUACUGUUUUAUUCUGUAUUGAGAUAAUUUAUUUCUGCUCGUAUGGCAAUGUAAUUAUCACAGUAGGAAUUCUGUUGUUCUUCUUCAAAACUUUGGUUCAUUGAGAUGAGUCCUUAUGAAAAUUUUCUAAAGACAUGCUUUUUCUUUC